Lodderomyces beijingensis is the source of this 2343-nucleotide messenger RNA. The record is from the annotation of a GenBank genome assembly. NCBI's taxonomy places the organism in Eukaryota, Fungi, Ascomycota, Pichiomycetes, Serinales, Debaryomycetaceae.
AUGUUGUCGGCUUCGAGAACAGCUGUUAGGGCAACACGCUCGAUUCGUGGUUUAGCUACUGCUAUCAACAAGGACUCGCAAAUCAACCAGAACUUGUUGGAGACCCACUCCUUCAUCAACUACAAGAAGCAGUUGGAAAACCUCGACAUUGUCAAGGCCAGGUUGAACAGGCCUUUGACCUACGCUGAAAAGAUUCUUUACGGCCACUUGGACGAUCCUCACGGACAGGAUAUCGAGAGGGGAGUCUCUUACUUGAAGUUGAGACCGGACCGAGUUGCUUGUCAGGAUGCUACCGCGCAAAUGGCCAUUUUGCAGUUUAUGUCUGCCGGUAUGCCCCAGGUUGCCACACCUUCAACUGUCCACUGUGACCACUUGAUCCAGGCGCAAGUUGGUGGCCCCAAGGACUUGGCUAGAGCCAUUGACUUGAACAAGGAAGUUUACGAUUUCUUGGCCUCGGCCUGUGCCAAGUACAACUUGGGUUUCUGGAAGCCAGGCUCCGGUAUCAUCCACCAAAUUGUUCUUGAAAACUAUGCUUUCCCAGGUGCAUUGUUGAUUGGUACCGAUUCCCACACGCCAAACGCGGGUGGUUUGGGUCAAUUGGCCAUUGGUGUUGGUGGUGCCGAUGCCGUUGACGUUAUGUCUGGUUUGGCUUGGGAGUUGAAGGCCCCCAAGAUUAUCGGUGUCAAGUUGACUGGUAAAAUGAGCGGCUGGACCUCACCAAAGGAUAUCAUUUUGAAAUUGGCUGGUAUCACUACCGUGAAAGGUGGUACCGGUGCCAUUGUUGAAUACUAUGGUUCCGGUGUCGAGACUUUUUCGUGUACCGGUAUGGGUACCAUUUGUAAUAUGGGUGCUGAAAUUGGUGCCACCACCUCGGUGUUCCCAUUCAACAACUCGAUGGUUGACUACUUGGACGCUACUGGAAGAUCCGAUAUUGCCCAAUUUGCCAAUGUCUACAAGAAGGACUACCUUUCCGCUGACCCCGGUUGUGAAUAUGACCAAGUCAUUGAAAUCGACUUGAACACUUUGGAACCACACAUUAACGGUCCAUUUACUCCUGAUUUGGCUACUCCAGUUUCCAAGAUGAAGGAGACUGCCAUUGCCAACGACUGGCCUUUGGAUGUCAGAGUUGGUUUGAUUGGUUCAUGUACCAACUCCUCCUACGAAGAUAUGACCAGAGCUGCUUCCAUCAUCAAGGAUGCCGAAGCCCACGGUUUGAAAGCCAAGGCCUUGUACACCGUUUCCCCAGGUUCCGAGCAAGUUAGAGCCACCAUUGCCAGAGACGGUCAAUUGAAGACUUUUGAAGAUUUUGGUGGUGUCGUGAUGGCCAACGCUUGUGGUCCAUGUAUCGGUCAAUGGGACAGACAAGACAUCAAAAAGGGUGAAAAGAACACCAUUGUGUCGUCUUUCAACAGAAACUUUACUUCAAGAAACGACGGUAACCCAGCCACCCACGCUUUUGUUGCCUCGCCAGAAAUGGCCACUGUUUACGCCAUUUCGGGAGACUUGGGUUUCAACCCAAUCACCGACACCUUGGUUGGUGCCGAUGGUAAAGAGUUCAAAUUGAAAGAGCCACAAGGAGUCGGUUUGCCACCAGAUGGAUACGACCCUGGUGAAAACACCUACCAGGCCCCACCACAAGACAGAGCUUCAGUGGAAGUUGUCAUCUCGCCAACCUCGGACAGAUUGCAGAAGUUGACUCCAUUCAAGCCAUGGGACGGCAAGGAUGCCGAGAGAUUGCCAAUCUUGAUCAAGGCGGUUGGUAAGACCACCACCGAUCACAUUUCUAUGGCUGGUCCUUGGUUGAAGUACCGUGGUCACUUGGAAAACAUCUCCAACAACUAUAUGAUUGGUGCCACCAAUGCUGAAAACGGCAAGGCCAACGAGGUCAAGAACCACUACACCGGCAAAUGGGACGGUGUUCCACAAACCGCUGCCGCCUUGAGAGACGCUGGCCACAAGUGGGUUGUCAUUGGUGACGAGAACUUUGGUGAAGGUUCGUCUAGAGAACACGCUGCUUUGGAGCCAAGAUUCUUGGGUGGUUUUGCCAUCAUCACCAAGUCCUUUGCCCGUAUCCACGAAACCAACUUGAAGAAGCAAGGUUUGUUGCCAUUGAACUUUGUCAAUGUGGCUGACUACGACAAGAUCAACCCAACCGACGAAAUCGACUUGAUUGGCUUGACCGAAUUGGCCCCAGGCAAGAACGUCACCAUGAGAGUUCACCCAGAAAACGGGGAAGCUUGGGAAACCGAAUUGUCGCACACUUACAACAAGGAGCAAAUUGAAUGGUUCAAAUACGGUUCAGCCUUGAACAAGAUGGCUGCUGCUGAAAAGGGAAGCAAGUAA